AUGGACCAUGUCCGCCAAACUCUCAAUCGCGCAGUGAACUUCACCAUCCCCGAUAUUCCUGCGUGGGCCAGGCAGAUUCGUCAGGACAGACUAUCAAGAGACGAGGAGGACACAGCAUCACGAAGAGGAUCGAAUGCAUCGUCGAAUAGUGAUGUUGAUGUCGCACAUCGCGAGUGGGAACGUGAGAGGGCAAUGUGCUUGCUAGAAGGGCGAAUGUCCUUCGAUGAUGAGCGCAGAGCAGUAUGGAGAGAAAACCCCGAAUACCCUUUCGCCCCCAAGGGCGGCUCGACUGUCGGCUCUUCAUAUGCCACCGUCAACACCUCAUCCCACACCUCCAGCGCAGUGCCCAUAGUCGACAAGCUCCUAGGCUGGACCUCCCACUCCCUAUCGUCACAGCUCCGCCCUCCCCACACCAAGAUGAGAUCCCCCGACUCCAAGCCAGACGCCUGGCUCAACUCCUCACCCUCCCUCCCUCCCAAAUCCGCCUCCGUCCGCCUCCGCUCCUCUUCAACCGACAGCGAAUGGACCCUCGCACCUUCAGAACUCGCUUACCGCCCCAGCUGGCUGGCAUCAAAGCCCUCAGAGCCUUGCGGCGUGCACAGAACGGAUGCGCCGCCUAUCACGAGGUUGUAUGCGGGGCCGGGAGCGCAGGUUAGGGAUCAUAUUGCGAUGGGGGGCACGAGGAUUGAAUUUGUACCGAAGUCUGCGGCGGUUCAAGUUCAACGGCCGGUUGAGGCAUAUUGUUCUCCUGGGCAGAAGGGGAGUUUGGAGGAGAGUGGUAAUUCCGUGGAGGUGCUGUUUGGGAACAGUGAUGAGAAGUUGCGGCAGAUUCCGUGCGGGAUCAUGGCGAUGAGGCAGAGGGAAUUGGAGCUGGAGAGGAGAGGGAGUGGGUCUGUUGAGCCGGGGGAUUCGAUUAGUUGCCAUGGCGGUGAGGCAAUGUCGGCUGCAGGUAGGGCGAGGAAUGGACCGGUCGUACGGCCUCCUGAGCCUGUGCUGCUUAAGGGCCUGAGGUGGACGGAGUAUAGCUACUUUGGAAAUGGCGAUCGAGAGACGGCGAUGCAGAAGGAUGGAGAUGUUGAGAAGGCGGCAUUCAAGUCUGGACAGAUUGAGAGAGGAGGUGAUGGACCAACGCCAAUAUACUACCAAAACGACUAUCCACCCGAUCAGCCUAUCAAGUUCAACUUGUUGGCAAGAUUCAACCUCGACAGUAUUGAGAUGGUUAACAGCCAAAUUCCCAACUUCAAAUAA
Molecule: messenger RNA, 1248 nt
Organism: Fulvia fulva
Lineage: Eukaryota; Fungi; Ascomycota; Dothideomycetes; Mycosphaerellales; Mycosphaerellaceae
Exons: 2
Coding region: 1-1248 (415 amino acids)
Source: RefSeq, a predicted model, not a curated record